Scutellospora calospora is the source of this 872-nucleotide messenger RNA. NCBI's taxonomy places the organism in Eukaryota, Fungi, Glomeromycota, Glomeromycetes, Diversisporales, Gigasporaceae. The record is from the annotation of a GenBank genome assembly.
AUGCCAAUAAAUCUACUCUCGAAAGAAAUUAUACAAGAAGUUACUAGAGAUUUGUCAAUAAAUAAUUUAUUUUCAUAUUUAUUGCUUUUAAAGAGCAAUGGUAUACCCGCACCUCUUAGAUAUCCUCCAGCCUUUGAUUAUCCUGCAAAAUUAGAAUUAGUUGUGGCUACAGAAGAGACAAAUUCAAUAUUGGCUCAUUCUAAUGCAUUUUUACAAAAAAUUAUAAAUGCAUCAUGUACUAGUAUUAAGCAAAUAUAUGUUUACAUUGGUGACAAAGAUCAAAUUUGUGGUAAACUUCUUGCACAAAUAAUUAUGACUCAACGAGCAUUAGAAUAUGCAGAAAUUCACACAUACAACCAAAUCCUUAACCCUAUAAUUCAAGCACUGAAAUCGUUAGAAUCACUUGAAUUUCAAAGUUGUAUGUUAAAUAUUGAAAAUUUUCAGGAAAACUGUUUUAGUAUGCAAAAACUUCAACAAUUUACUUACAUUAAUUACGAAUUGAUUGACGGAAGAGUAUUUAAUUUUUUGGUCAAAUUAUUAAAAUCCACUACUAGUUUAAAAUAUCUCAACUUAUUCUAUUGGCAACAAUCUAUACCACUAGAUGAUGACCUGGUUAGCGAAAUAAUCAAUUUUUGUUCACAACUUAAAUAUUUAGGAUUACCAGUAUUGGGAAUAACUGACAUUAUGAAGAUCACAAAAUCAUGUCAUAGGUUAAAGUACCUUUAUAUUAGAACAAAAAUAUUGUUAGAUAACUUCACAUUUUUACAACUAGCCAGAAGUUUACCUUCAGAUUUGCAAGAUUUAAUUAUUGAUAACUCUAAUUAUCAGUUUGAUGUAUUAGAAUUGGAUCAAAUAGCAUUUGAUAUACGGAU